Dothidotthia symphoricarpi CBS 119687 is the source of this 1498-nucleotide messenger RNA. RefSeq lists its product as uncharacterized. Lineage: Eukaryota; Fungi; Ascomycota; Dothideomycetes; Pleosporales; Dothidotthiaceae. The transcript is spliced from 3 exons. The record is from RefSeq and is a predicted model, not a curated record. The coding region runs from base 1 to 1278 and encodes 425 amino acids.
AUGUGUGCACUCACCGAUUUCCUUCUUUGCGAAUUAUCUCGAUCGACUUUUAUAACAACUUUCUACUUUUUCACUACCACCUCAUCCGACCCUGGAACAUUGGUGAUCAUGAACCGAAUCAUGGCUCCUCAUGACCGUACCUACGUCGCUGUGCAAACACCCGACGAGCUCUUUUGCGACAUCUUGGACAUCCUCCACCCUGCAUAUCGCCUCGACAAAGCCCAUCUCGACGCGUUACGCGACGUGUUGAACGAGGCAAUCAUCGAUCCUAGGCCAACCUUUUGGACCGAGUCAAGGUUCAUCCCCGAGAAUGACCACCUGGAGUUUUCAUCUCGCGCAAAGUCCUCUCCAGUUUCCAGUCAUGACCACUCCUCAACAUCGACCUGCGGUCACCGUUCGCCGACUGCUGUCGGUGAUAACGGCGGCUACGGGCCCCCACAGUCGAUUGAUCAGGCGUUCUACUUCAGCCACACCGAUUAUGAGUUCAAGAACUUGCUGCCGCAGGUAGACUGCUCCGCGUACGAGAAGCCAGAUCGGGCAGUGCCAUCGGGGAUCGAGGAGCGCAAUCGAUCUCGACUUCCGACGCCUCCCAAGACGCGCGCCACGUCGCCGAUUGUGACGACCGAAGACACUCAUGACUUCACCCACAUGGACGAACAGAAAGCCCAAACCACACAGCAGUUAAGAGUAGGAAUUGAGAAUGGAGAACCUGAACAAAACGUGGAAGUAAGGUUCGGAGCUGCAGGCGACCUCACUCCGCAGACUGAAGUCCUGAAGAACAUCGUUGUCGAUAAAGAUACAAUCACCACAAUGUACAACCAUUCCCAUGAAGGCCAUGAUAGUUCGAACGAUGUACACUGCGAGACAGAAGACCUUAUAUCCCAGAACGAGCCACCUGAUGGGCCGGUGAGCACUACCAACUCAUCCGCCAGUCGCGACGUCCAGACCGCCAUCGACAUUGACAUCGAAGACACCUCCACUCAAAACACCACCACCACCGCUUCACCUGAAGUCCUUACUCAGCCCGAAGGCUUCACACAAGCCACAGUCGCCACCACACAGUCGCAAUAUCAGGCCAACGCCCAGGAAGCAGCGCACUCACAGUGUCCCAAAGAAACGACUCUCAGUUCCCCUCGAUCAUUUCAGACCCCGAGCACAACGUUCUCAUCGUCGUCCUCGACAACUUUACCUCCAUCACCAACACGCAAACGCUCCCGCUCUCCAACAGAAGCCGAAGACGAGAACAAUUCGCCGGUUCGCAAGCGCGCACGCUCAUGAUCUCAGAGCGCAUUGUCCAGCAGAAGCCCACACCGGGGAACUGUUAUUUCAAAGUGCAGUACAUUACGAAUUUCUCUAUCGCUUGGAUACUACGGCGAGAUCGGCGUGCCAUUGUCGUGCAUCACCUUCCGAGCGGGCGUCGGGGCCGAAAUGCCCAUCUGCAUACGUGUCGACGAGGAGGAUGACGAUGAGAUGGGGCAGGUGUUCGAGUAAUAGACGU